This is a messenger RNA of Eriocheir sinensis (Chinese mitten crab), 4062 nucleotides long. RefSeq lists its product as uncharacterized. Gene Ontology annotation, biological process: DNA integration. Bases 1 to 4062 code for a protein of 1353 amino acids. The transcript is spliced from 3 exons. Gene Ontology annotation, molecular function: zinc ion binding; nucleic acid binding. The record is from RefSeq and is a predicted model, not a curated record. NCBI's taxonomy places the organism in Eukaryota, Metazoa, Arthropoda, Malacostraca, Decapoda, Varunidae.
AUGCCACAGACACGACAGCAAGCCGAAGCGGAGCAGCCACUACCACAGCAAGAACCGCCCAUGGACACUCUGCAGCUCAUCAAGUUCCUCGAAGACAGGCGGCGCGAAGACGAGGACAGGCGGCGCCAAGACGAGGACAGGCGGCGCCAAGACGAGGACAGGCGGCGCCAAGACGAGGACAGGCGACGGGCAGAGGAGGCGGAACGACGUCGAGUUGAAGAUGCACAGCGAAGGGAAGAAUUUCGUGAGCUUCUGACCGCCCUCACGGGCCAGCAGCUGUCGUCGACACAGCCUUCGGAGCGAGACACUCCGCCCCGCCCCGCCCAGCCAACCAAGGCCGUUAUACAUCCUCCGCCACCCUUACUCUCAGACGUUAACUUUCAGGCGUUUCGGGAGUGGCGCAGGAAAUGGACGGAUUACGCAACCAUGAUCGACCUGUCAACUCUCUCCCCACCGAAGCAGCAUAUCCAGCUACGGAUGUGUCUCUCCUCGGAUGUGCUGCAUACACUGGAAUACCGCCUCCAAGUCCCUUGCGACAACACCAAGCCCGUCACUGAGGUGUUGGACGCCCUAGAAGCCCACAUCAAGAGCAAGACGAACGAGGCCAUACGUCGCAGGGACCUGUUCAGCUGCAAGCAGGCGGCGGGAGAGACAUUUGACGACUUCUAUGUCCGCGUCAAGAGCCUUGCUGAAGCCGUGGACAUAUGCAAGUCAGGCGACAACGGAUGCGAGGAGACUCAGUUAAAACAAGUACUGCUAAUGGGUGUGCGCGAUACGGAGUUAGUUCAAGAACUCAUCGGCACCAUCCCUACGCACUCCCUUGACGACGUGGUGAAGCAGUGCUACGCAUUUGAGGCAGCCAGAAAUACGGCGUCUGCUAUAGCUUCACCCUCACCUGCUGUACGCGCAACGUCUCAGUACAAGCGAGACAAGAAGCUGAAGCAGAGGAAGGCAAGGUCACCUACGCCUACCAAGGAAGCCUGCCACAGUUGCAACAAGUCUCAUGUCAAAGGAAAAUGCCCAGCUGCGGACUCAAUGUGCCACAAUUGCGGUAAGAAAGGGCAUUGGGCACGCACAUCGCGGUGCCCAGCCAAGAACGCUUCCUGUGGCAAAUGCGGAAUCACGGGGCAUUACGACCAGCAUUGCCGGAAAUCCAAAGCAUCAGGGAGUGAGAAGACGAAGGAGAGGCGAGAGCAAGGAUCUACGAAGUCGAACAACCGCAGCAGUGUGAGGCGCGUUCACUCCACAUCUCGUGCCCCGCCCAUGCCCCCUCCUACCAUCUCUGUCACUGUCACCCACCACAAAGGAUCGGGCGUUCUGUCCAUGCUGCCGGACACGGGCGCCGAUGUGACAGUAAUCGGACCCGAGCAUCUUCGAAGCCUCGGAUUGUCCAUCAGUGACCUUCAGCCAUCACCCACCGACCCAAAGUACACAGCCGACGGGUCGCCCAUGGCGCCUGCCCUUGGCUCGUUGCAAGUGGAGAUCAGUGUGAAGCAGAAGACGACGACCGUGUGGAUGGACGUACACGAGGGCACACCGAACCCACUUCUGUCAUGCCACGCCUGCCGGGAGCUAGCACUGAUUCCUGAACGCUUCCCGCAGCCAAUCGCCAAGGUCACGCAUGCGAACGUGUGCACGUCCAACGGAGCACAGAGCACACUACCACUUCCCUUCACUAACGUCACAUCGACUGCAGAAGCCAGGGCGUAUUUUGUGAAGGAAUACAGUGACGUGCUGGUGUCCAAGGCAGACCUUCACGGCUCACAACUUCGACCGAUGACGGGGCCGCCGAUGAGAAUUCAUCUCCGGGAGGACGCGACGCCGUUUGCCAUCCACACGCCUCGGCAGAUCCCGCUGGCCUUCCGUGAAACGGUGAAGACUGAACUGGAGUCAAUGGUAGCACGGGGAAUCAUCACCCCUACAGGAGACGAACCUUCACCCUGGUGCUAUCCACUCGUUGCAGUAGCUAAGCCCAGCGGAGGUGUGCGCAUAACCACGGACUUGUCGAAACUCACAGUCAAGUUUCACGUCCCGCACACCCGUCGCCCACACCCUUUGCAGCCGUUCGGAGCAUCGACCCUAAGGCCAGGCGACGCCUUUUGCCUCCGUGGAGACAUGGCACUGCAAGGAGUCCCAAACUGCGUCAAGGUAGUGGACGACGUGCUGGUAUACGGUGAGGAUUAUCUACAACAUCUUCACCAUGUCAACACCGUCCUCGCCAGGUGCCGAGCAAGUGGCAUUACGCUCAAUGCUGAGAAGUUCAUCUUAGCAGCGCCUGCGGUGAAGUUCUGUGGCUUCGUACUGUCCGCCAACGGAAUCGACGCAGACCCUGAGAAAGUACGGGCCAUCACAGAUUUCCCUACACCAGCCAACAUUACUGACCUGAGGUCAUUUAUGGGUCUUGUCAACCAGCUGACUGAGUUUACUCCAGAGAUCUCCGCAGCGGCCCAACCUCUACGACCUCUCAUGAGCCCGCGACGUGCAUUCGUGCGGACUGUCGACCACGAGCAAGCCUUCCAGAGGGUCAAGGCAGCCUUAUCGACCCCACCACAGUUGGCAAUGUUCGACCCCCAGCUACCCACCACUCUGCAGACCGACGCCUCACGGCUGAAUGGCAUCGGGUACGCUCUGCUGCAGGAUCACGGAGGAGGCAAGUUCCGGCUCAUUCAGUGCGGCUCUCGCUUCCUUACUGACGCGGAGACCCGCUACGCCACGAUCGAGCUCGAGAUGUUAGCAGCAGUCUGGGCAAUGCAGAAGUGCAGCUUCUACCUGAAAGGGCUGCACCACUUCGAACAUGUGACUGACCACCGCCCGCUCAUACCAAUUCUGAACAACUACACCCUUGACGCUGUUGAAAAUCCUCGACUCCAGCGUCUCAAGGAGAAGCUGUCGCCGUACAUCUUCACAGCACGGUGGCGUGCGGGAAAGACUCUAUGUAUCGCCGAUGCACUCUCCCGUCAUCCAGUCAGCCACCCCAGCAGCGACGACGACAUGCUCUCCGACAUCUCUGUCAAGGCCGCGGUUACGCUCCGAGCUAUCCAGACACUCGCCGAGCCCAACACACAGGCCACGACAGACGACAGGAGGAUGGAAGAACUGCAGCAGGCCGCACGUGACGACGAGCACGAUGUUGCCGAGCCAGCAGAAGAGCCCUACCUCAACGAUGACCGCCCCACACGCCCAUUCGAGUCCGUGUCGGCAGACCACUUCACCGUGGCUGGAAAGGCGUUCCUCGUCAUCGCAGACCGUCUGUCGGGUUGGCCUGCUGUCGCCCCCUGUGGCAGGGAUACUACAGCCGCCGCCACCAUCCGCCAGUUCCGGUGCUAUUUCCGGGAUGUGGGAGUCCCCGUGCGUUUACGUACCGACGGAGGACCCCAGUUCACCAGUCGGGAAUUCACCGAGUUCCUGGCGCGUUGGGGAGUGAAGCACGUGGUAACGUCACCCUAUCACCCGCAGUCGAACGGACACGCUGAGGCAGCCGUGAAGUCAAUCAAGCACCUCAUCACGAAAGUCGCUCCCUCAGGCAACAUCGACUGCGAGCCGUUCGACAGGGGUUUGCUCGAAAUACGCAACACCCCGAAUCACACUGGACGCUCCCCAGCCCAGAUUUUGUACGGCCGUCCCCUCCGCACGUGCGUGCCAGCCCACCCCGAGUCAUUCAAGCAGGAGUGGCAGGCCAAGUCGGAGGAGUGCGACCGCCGUGCAGCACAGCGAGCAGAGGACAUCACGUCUCGCUACAACCAGCACGCCCGCCCCCUGCCUGCCCUGCAGAUCUCGCAGCAGGUCCGCAUUCAGGACCACACGUCCAAACGUUGGGACAAGGUGGGCAAGGUGAUGGGCCGUGGCAAGUCACGGAAGUACCAGAUCCUGCUACCAGGCGGCCGUAUUCUGUGGCGGAACCGGCGCCACCUCCGCCCAGCUGUCAUCGCCGCCGAGGACCUCACACCUGCCGUCGAAGACCACCCAGAAGCACCUACUCCUCGCCGCUCCCGCCGCCUGAACAAGGAUGAGGCUAUACCAGCAGACGAGGGAGACGUAGCUCAAGACAGAACUAUGAGCUAA